UCGAAGCAUGAGAAAGCUACUACUCGUUGUGAUUGUGUUAACUGGAAGUCCCGCGUACGCCAAGCUGUUGCCUGGGGGAGCGGAGGAAAACUGUCGGAAGAACAUCACGGCAAUCAGGCCUAGUUUGAGUCUUCUCAAAGAUAUACCGUCAGAUGCAACUCUUCUCAAGUUUUGUGAAAACAAUAUCACGGUCAUUGAUAAAAAUUCGUUCAAGAGUUUCACCGAGUUGGAGCGGUUAAUUUUAGAUAAAAAUCCGCAUUUGAGAUUUCCUUCCAAUGGCUCUACAUUUAUUCAACAAGAAACUCUGACCGACUUCCAGUGCUUCCGGUGUGGAGUAGACAAAAUCUUCAAUCGAUCGUUGAUUGGAAUGCCACGAAUGGAGCAAAUAAAUCUAACAGAGAAUAAGAUAUAUCAGAUCGAAAGCAAUGCUUUUCAGCAAAACCGAAAUUUAAGAGUCAUCAUUUUACGUUCGAAUUUGUUAAAACGCAUUCCAAGGGAAAUGCUUGUAAAUGUUAAUGAAAUUCAAACGGUGGAUUUAAGCCACAACGGAAAUCUCGCAACUGAGGACGACCAGCCAUUCUUAAUUAGUGAUGCCCUGCAAGUGUUAUUAUGUGAUGAAUGUGGUUUUGAAAUCGUGUAUGAGAAAACUUUUUCAGAGCUAUUCAAUUUGAGCAAGCUUUACUUGCGAAAGAACAAAAUCACCGAAGUGCAUGCUCGUGCAUUUCUCCAAGUGUCUCAUCGACCGAAACUAAAACAGAACCUUCAGGUUUCCCUAGAGCACAACCAACUUCAAAGCAUCGAUUUUGAAGAGAAUGUUGGUCUACAACUAUGUUUGUAUGGCAACAAAGACUUGGAGUGUUUCCUCAGAACUCUACCCGAUAAAGAUAGUUUUAUCUGUCCCAAUUCGACUCAACCGGAAAUCGAAUGUAUUGCAUCUACGACUACCACGGCUACUUCGCAACCAACAAUCAGCGAUUUCAACACUUUAUCAUCCACACCGUUUGGCUUCACCACAAACCAAGCCGGCAGCAUUGAAUUAAGGCAGAUUAUAAAUGUCCCAACCUUCAAUAAUCAACCUAGUAUUACAGUGAAACCCAACGGGCCUCCAGAAAAAGUUCAGGGCAUUUCCGAUGCUUACAUAAGUGGUUAUCUCAUCUUGUUAUACGCAGCGCAGAUGGUCGCUCUUGGUCUAUUGACCAUCGUUUGGCUCAAGUUGAAGAAGUCGGAUCCCGAGGUUGACAGAUAUGCGGAAAGCAUUGUCAACCCGAGUCCCAGUUACAGAGCCAUACAGUGAAAGAAGUGCGAUAUACUAAUGUGGAAUUCCGUAACUUUAUGCUUUAGUGAACAUAAGUGCAGCUGUGCCUCGGAUUAAUGGCAGUGUGUUCCUAGAUAAGACCAAAUUGGUUCGUUACAAAUACGAAUGAGUAAUCUCUGUUAUCGGUUUUUUAAUUCUGAUAAGCACUGGUAUUGAUACGGUAAGAAAAUACGUACGUGUACCCAUACAUUAUUGAAAAAUAAACAAACGAGACGUUUGCAACAACACUGAA
Molecule: messenger RNA, 1547 nt
Organism: Armigeres subalbatus
Lineage: Eukaryota; Metazoa; Arthropoda; Insecta; Diptera; Culicidae
Product: leucine-rich repeat-containing G-protein coupled receptor 5-like
Exons: 2
Coding region: 8-1294 (428 amino acids)
Molecular function (GO): protein binding
Source: RefSeq, a predicted model, not a curated record